Rotaria sp. Silwood1 is the source of this 2163-nucleotide messenger RNA. Lineage: Eukaryota; Metazoa; Rotifera; Eurotatoria; Philodinida; Philodinidae. The record is from the annotation of a GenBank genome assembly.
AUGAAAGAGAAAAUUGAAGCAAUUCUUGCGAUUCAAGAACCACGUUCACUUGCUCAAGCAAAUAAGUUUAUAGGCGCUCUUAGCUGGUAUCGAAAAUUCAUUCCUCACUUUGCAACUGUAGCCGCUCCAAUACAUGCUGUAACUAAUUUGACUAAGGAUAAGCGACAUAAGUUUAAAUGGAAGUACGCACAAUCUAAAGCUUUUCACGAUUUAAAACAAAUGCUACUCACUAAACCGUUAUUUCUACACUAUCCAGUUGAUAACGUUUCAUUAAUGUUAACUACGGAUGCUAGUGCAAUAGGAAUUGGUGGAGUCCUUCAGCAAGAAAUUGAUAGUAAAGUAUAUAAUUUAUACUAUCACUCUCAAUUGAUGACUCCAUGUGAACGUAAAUAUAGCACAAUAGAGAAAGAAGCUUUAGCUAUCUAUAAGUGUUUUUCUAGAAUGCGUACUUUUCUAUUAGGUCGCAGUAUUAUUCUUAGAACGGAUCAUUGUCCGCUAUGUCAUAUAAUGGAAAAAACAGUCCGUAAUGCUAGAGUCGAUCGAAUAACACAUUUAAUUCAAGAGUAUAAUAUUGAUAAAGUAAUUCAUAUAAACGGACGUGAAAAUUGUCUUCCUGAUUUUCUUUCGAGAUACUCUAAUGAUGUUCAGGACGAGCUUUUCAAAAUUGACUAUGGAUUAGAAAGUAAAAACGAGUCUAAUCCAUCAUUAUCCUUACCAUCUAAACAGGUAGCAACCUCAUCUUUAUCUCAACAUAAGAAAAAUAAAAACUUACUUGCUACUAUGACAUUAAGAUCGCACUCUAAACAGCAUAAUUCUAUUACGACUAACGCUAAAAGUGAUAGUAAAAUCGUUAGUGAAAACCAGUCUAAUGAUGAAUCAUUCGUUGACUUUUCAUCGGAUACUUCACUUCCAAAAAAGUUUUCAUUUAAUCAAUUUGAUUUGAGUAAAUUGAAAGAAGAACAAGCAAAAGAUCCUAUCAUACAAAAUAUUACUAAACAAAUUUUUACUAAUAACAAUAAGGUUCCGUUUAUCGUGAAAAACAAUAUCGUUUAUAAAUUAAUCACACCUUCACGUCACUGUAAACGAAAUAUAGAAGUAAUAUUUUUACCAUCAUCAAUGAUAGAUUCUUUACUUCAAGCUUGUCAUGACGAUCCUAUGUCAGGAGCGCAUUUUUCUUUCGAUCGUACAUAUAAUAAAAUAAAAAAUCUUUACUGGUGGCCAGCUAUGAAGCCCACCAUAGGACGUUAUAUUCAAUCAUGCCUUUUAUGUAAGCAGUACAAUACUACUCGUCAAAAGAAAUAUGGACAUUUACGUCCUAUCAAUCCACCUGAGGGACCAUUUCUUUUGAUAGGAAUUGACUAUUGCGGUCCUCUAAAACGUACACCACGUGAGAAUCAGUAUGUCUUAAUCAUUACUGAUUAUUUCACACGUCAUGUUACCGCAAUCGCAUUAUCUAAUUGUACCGCUGAAACUACUGCUCAAGCGUUGUUCAAUGAAUAUUUUUGUAAAUACGGAGUACCAGCAGUCAUAUUAAGUGAUCAAGGAUCACACUUUCGAAAUCAGCUGAUGGAAAAUAUUACUCAUCUGAUAGGUUAUAAUCAUAUUUAUAGUACUCCUUAUCAUCCUCAAACUAAUGGUAUUGUUGAAAGAUUCAACGCUACCUUUAUUCCUCAGAUAGCUAAAUUACAAGAUACACAGGAUAAUAAUUGGGAUGAGUAUCUACAGGCGGUCGUUUUCGCCUACAAUACUGGUAUUCAUAAAACAACAAAGUACUCACCUUACGAGUUAGUAUAUGGUCGAUUAUCUCGUUUACCUAUUAAUACACGACCAUCAUACUUUUCAUUCGCUAAACCGAAUGAUUAUUUUGAGCAGUUAAAAAGGACUUUGCGCAUUUACCACCAAGCAGCAAGACAUCAUAUAAUUUUGCAACAACAAAAUAAUAAAAAUAUGUAUGAUCGUAAUCGUCUGAAUCCACAGUACAAAAUUGGUGAUAAAGUAUUGACUCGAAUUCACGGUAAUCGAGGAAAGCUAGACUCGAAAUUUUCACCUAUACCGAAGAUGAUAACUCAAGUAUAUCAUCCAAUAUAUGAAGUAUUCGAUGACGAAAAUCAUGUCUAUUCGCAGGUACAUGUUGCAGAUCUUCGACCUAUCAUAAUUGCCUAA